UUGUUUUAAAUAACUGUACUUAAAAGCGUUAGAAGAGUGAAACUCAGAUUUACUGUAACAAAGGAAUAUAAUAAAAUUUGUAGAAACAGAAUAUUACAGUUAAAUGUUAAAUUUUAACUGUAUCCACAGUGUACGCUACUGUCUGAGUCUUGUGCAUCUUAUAAAUGGCGCAUGCGUCAUAAGAGCCUGACGUACACUUGAUCAUUCUUAUUUUUGGCUUUACUUGUUAGCUUGAUUUCAAAGCUAAGUGUUCUCAGCAGUUCCUAGAGAGAGUCUUUUGACGAAGGAGUCAGUUUGUUUAAAGUAUUAGUAAAAAAUGACAGAUACUAAAAUGGAUUAUCGUGCGAAUGGUAGAAGCAAUGGAUACGUGGGAACGUAUGUAACAGAAGGACAGAACGGUUUUCGUACAAAGUUACAAAUAAACGAGUGGACAUUUAGUUUAUUUCUAUUUGUCCUGUCAUUGGGAAUCGUCAUUGGAAAACUAUUCGUCAGUUACGGAGGUGCAUUGCAUUGGCCAACUAACGGCCAAUACACUCUACCAUCGCUACCAACCCUUUCUCGUGUUUCCCAUCUAUCCAACGUUCUAAAUCUGCCUCAUUCAGUUGAGUUUGAUGGGAAACAAUUGGCUUCAGCCAGUGAGAAAUUUUUUAAUGCCAGUCGUCGAUAUGAAGAGGCUGUAUCUGAUGCUGUAAUUGGUAUAUCCAGUAGAUACGGAUGGUUGAUAAGGGCGGCAUUGAGUGGGCUGGCAAUGAUGGGUUUCACGUGGUUUAUCAUAUACAAGGACAGCAGUAUUCCUGGAGUCAACCCACCAUCGCCCUUUAGCCCUUCAAAACAACGUUUUCUUAAAAUAUAAAGAAUUCCUGCAAGUUCCAGAUUGCAGAUAAACUAUUUUGUUGGAGUUUUGAUUGGAUUUCUGAUUUUUGUCUACAUGUGCCUCUAAUGUCAACUUCUCCAUGAAGUGUUCAUUAUGCAACGAAAUUUACUACUGCAGUUCAUAUGCUAUGUUACUUCAAAGCAUACCCUGUUAUUCGGUUAUGUCCCUAUUUAUUUAAAUAUUUAAAUCUCUAUUGCUACUGCUACAAAGCAUGAUCAACAUUAGUAAUUAUAUAAAUAAGUAUUAAGUUAUUUACUAAACGAAGAAUAUAUGUAUUAAUUUAUGCAAUACGGGUGGUUCAAAAGUAUUUCUAGUAUGGUACACAAAGCUGUGCCACAUAUAAAUAUCACUCUCAGGCUUGUUUGAUAUAUGAGUAGAGAAAAGUUGCGAGUACAUUAUGUACUAAAAGAUAAAGAAUGUAUAUACAAAUGCGUGCUUCUAAAAAGAAAUGAGUUCUAUCAAAAUAUUUAAUGUCAAGCACACAAAGCUAUGUUGUGCUACAUUCAUACUUACUACUGAUACUAUUAUACUUUUGCAAACUUGCAUCUGAACGGUUGCUAUGGUACAAAUAGAUUUUACUAAUAUUUAAAAACGUUAUUUAGCGUUUGUAUUAUAAGUAUCAAGUAUUUAAGACUGACUAAUCAGCCGCAAGAUUAAUUAAUUCCGGUGUACUGUGCAGCUCAGUGUUUACAUAAUGUUGUUUUACUUCUUCUUUGAUACUAAAUAACUUUUUGUUUGUGUACUUAUAAAAACUGAUCUGAUAUGUACCUUGCUGUGAUCCUAUUAUCUCUUUUCAAAUGAAUUAUUCAAUUAGUUUGUGCUACCAGUGCUUUACUACAAUUCAAUAAUGAACAAUGAUUAUAAUGCAUUUACUAAUUAUGUGUUAUGAUCAAAAUUAUGAAUUUGAGCAUUAUUAAAAUACCAAUGUGUCAUUUUAUUUGCUUAAAAUUAACUUACAUUAAAAAGUGUAUUAUUUAAAAAUUUUUUUUUUUAAUAAUUUUCAAUUAUAAUAUACCUAACUUGAUAUUUGAUGUUAAAAAAAAGGUAUAUUAUCAAUUGCACUGUAAAACUAUAGAAUUAAAAAACAUUGUUCAUGUG
Cephus cinctus (wheat stem sawfly) is the source of this 1972-nucleotide messenger RNA. RefSeq lists its product as uncharacterized. Bases 317 to 853 code for a protein of 178 amino acids. The transcript has 5 exons. NCBI's taxonomy places the organism in Eukaryota, Metazoa, Arthropoda, Insecta, Hymenoptera, Cephidae. The record is from RefSeq and is a predicted model, not a curated record.